Messenger RNA from Echinostoma caproni, 552 nucleotides. The record is from the annotation of a GenBank genome assembly. NCBI's taxonomy places the organism in Eukaryota, Metazoa, Platyhelminthes, Trematoda, Plagiorchiida, Echinostomatidae.
ACUCGUUUAAUAUGCGAUUUAUCCCAAGAACUACGGAUGUGCUAUCGGAAACGAUUGCGACGGAUUCGCUGGUGUGAGAAACAGCACAACACUGCUCCAAAUGAUAUCGAAUCAACCGUGGUCGGCGAAAGCUCGCGGACUGUGCAGGAAUCACGACUCCUGAAACGGAUUCGUGAACUGGACCAGUUACUGUUCGAGCUGGGAAAGAAUGAGAGUUCCAUAUCUGUGCCGAAUGUGGUCAAUUGGACAAACACAUAUGCGCAUGGGGACGACAAUCAGGAGAAAAAUAUAGUACCGGGAGAUGAGGCAGGUAGUGAUAAUGUCGAGGAGGACAGCGACGAUGAUAGAGAUUAUGACUAUGAGGAUGAGAAUAACUUAGCCGAAACCGAUGACGAUCACACGGCCUCGUUUGAGUGUUCUUCAGACGAAGCCAUCAACACGGAAUCGAUCAAACUUGAAAUAGCCGGAAUUCAUGAAGGAAAUUCGAAAGAAAAUUCUCGAGCAAAACGUGGUACACAUCAUCAUAUGUCUUGUUCUUCGAGUCUAAUUUGA